Molecule: messenger RNA, 834 nt
Organism: Eremomyces bilateralis CBS 781.70
Lineage: Eukaryota; Fungi; Ascomycota; Dothideomycetes; Eremomycetales; Eremomycetaceae
Exons: 1
Source: RefSeq, a predicted model, not a curated record
ACCUGCAUAUCCGCAUUGCUCUAUGAAGUUUUGCCUAUAUCCCCAUACAUACACCGCUCGGUAUGCCGUGUAUAUAUAAACCCGAACACCCGAUCCUCCCAUGGUAUCAGGUCUUCCGUAUCCUUUCAUAAAGUCGUCAAUCCCCACCGUCGACAAACACGUCUCGUAACGCGCGUCACGAAUCGAAAAUGCCUGGCGCACCGAACGCCCACCAGGCUCACAUAUGUACAAGAAGCGAAUGCUGUCCCACCCCGCCAAUUUCUAUCCCAUGUCUAUAUCCACCUCCGUCACCGGUACGCACCUACAAACACCCCCAUCCCCUCCGCCGGCGCCGUCAUAACCGGUCGCGCAUUCUCUCCCACCCGCACCACCGCAGCGGCAUCUACGGGCUUCUCGUUUGCGGGUUCGAUAUCGUCGGGGAGGGUGAACAGCGGGAACGGGAGAGGGGUGUUGGGGGAUUGGGGGUCGGAGGGAAGCGUGAAGGUUGGGGUGACGGGAGGAGGCGGAGGUGGAGGUGGAGGGGGGUGGAGUUGGGUGUGGAGGGGAAUUCGAGUGCGCGCACGGGUGCGGGAGCGGGUGCGGAUGUGAGGGAUGGUGUUGGUCUGGUGGGGGAGGUUAGUGGCCGGGUCCAGCGGGUGUCGUAGGAUAUGAGAGAGAGAGAGAGAGUAAGGAAAAGGACUUGGAAGUAGAGAGUCGUGACGGCGUCGGAAAAUCCCGUCAUAGGCCGUGAGUCGUAGCGAUCGUGGAGUCAUUAGAGGAGAUUGGCAACGUGGAAGAUCCGGGGGGUGGCGAUGUUGAUGAAGGAAUGAAUGCCUGAGUCGACAUUCCAUGACU